CGCGAGUGCAGGAAGAUGGCGUCCGGUGGUGGUGGCUGUAGCGCCUCGGAGAGACUCCCUCCACCCUUUCCCUGUCUGGAGUCCGAGGGGGCGGCUGGGGGGUCAGAACCCGAGGCUGGGGACAGCGACACUGAGGGGGAGGACAUUUUCACCGGCGCCGCGGCGGCCAGUAAGUCCCAGUCUCCAAAGAGAACUGCUUCCCUUCUUCCCAUCAACAGUGGCUCCAAAGAAAAUGGAGUCCAUGAGGAACAAGACCAAGAGCCACAGGACCUCUUUGCAGAUGCCACAGUGGAGCUAUCCCUGGACAGCACUCAAAAUAAUCAGAAGAAGGUACCAGCCAAAACGCUCAUUUCUCUUCCACCACAGGAAGCCACACAUUCUUCUAAGACCCAGCCAAUCUAUGAGGAGCUAGAGGAAGAAGAGCACGAGGACCAGUUUGAUUUGACAGUCGGUAUAACUGACCCUGAGAAGAUAGGGGAUGGUAUGAAUGCCUACGUAGCCUACAAAGUUACAACACAGACGAGCUUACCAAUGUUCAGAAGUAAACAGUUUGCAGUGAAAAGAAGAUUUAGUGACUUUCUGGGUCUUUAUGAGAAGCUCUCAGAGAAACACUCUCAGAAUGGCUUCAUUGUUCCUCCUCCGCCUGAGAAGAGCCUAAUAGGAAUGACAAAAGUGAAAGUUGGGAAGGAAGAUUCUUCUUCUGCAGAAUUUCUUGAAAAACGAAGGGCUGCUCUAGAAAGGUAUCUUCAGAGGAUUGUGAAUCAUCCGACCAUGUUACAGGACCCUGAUGUCAGGGAGUUCUUGGAAAAAGAAGAGCUGCCACGUGCGGUGGGUACCCAGACAUUGAGUGGCGCUGGUCUCCUCAAAAUGUUCAACAAAGCCACGGAUGCAGUCAGCAAAAUGACCAUCAAGAUGAAUGAAUCAGACAUUUGGUUUGAGGAGAAGCUCCAGGAGGUAGAGUGUGAGGAGCAGCGCUUACGGAAACUGCAUGCCGUUGUAGAAACUCUAGUCAACCACAGGAAAGAGCUAGCGCUGAACACAGCCCAGUUUGCAAAGAGUCUAGCCAUGCUCGGGAGCUCCGAGGACAACACGGCAUUGUCGCGGGCACUCUCCCAGCUGGCCGAGGUGGAAGAAAAAAUUGAGCAGCUCCACCAGGAACAGGCCAACAAUGACUUCUUCCUCCUGGCUGAGCUUCUGAGUGACUACAUCCGCCUCCUGGCCAUAGUCCGCGCUGCCUUCGACCAGCGCAUGAAGACAUGGCAACGUUGGCAGGAUGCUCAGGCCACCCUGCAGAAGAAGCGGGAGGCUGAGGCCCGGCUGCUGUGGGCCAACAAGCCUGACAAGCUGCAGCUGGCCAAGGACGAGAUCGCAGAGUGGGAGUCUCGGGUGACUCAGUAUGAAAGGGACUUUGAGAAGAUUUCAACAGUGGUUCGAAAAGAAGUGAUACGGUUUGAGAAAGAGAAAUCCAAGGACUUCAAAAACCACGUGAUCAAGUACCUGGAGACACUCCUGUAUUCACAGCAGCAGCUGGCAAAGUACUGGGAAGCUUUCCUUCCUGAGGCAAAGGCCAUCUCUUAACGGACUGAGGACAGCAGAGCCCACCUGCCUGACGCUGCCAUUUUAUACACUGUCUUCCUCCACUUUUUGACGGACCCAGUGCUGCGUCCUGCCUGGCCCGGACUUGCCCUUCCUGUCUGCUCCUGCAGCCAAGCUGUCCCAGCAUUCUAACCGUAUUUUAUUUAGCUUCCAUAUAUAUUUUCUUAUCUAAGAGAAUAGUUUCCUGCUUUAAGCCAAGACCUACAAUAGGUGGUGGAAUUACGGAAUAGGAGUGGGGAAUUGAUAUAAAUAUAUAAAUACAAAUGUAUAUUUUUCAGGGUGUGGUUUAGGAACUGGGAAUAACAUUUCCUGUUACUCCUGAUGGUGCCAUGAAAAGAUUAUGUAAUAAAAUAUUUUCAAAUCAGGU
Messenger RNA from Loxodonta africana (African savanna elephant), 1963 nucleotides. RefSeq names its product sorting nexin 1 (gene SNX1). Lineage: Eukaryota; Metazoa; Chordata; Mammalia; Proboscidea; Elephantidae. The transcript is spliced from 15 exons. The coding region runs from base 16 to 1578 and encodes 520 amino acids. Gene Ontology annotation, biological process: intracellular protein transport; early endosome to Golgi transport. Gene Ontology annotation, molecular function: phosphatidylinositol binding. Gene Ontology annotation, cellular component: endosome; endosome membrane. The record is from RefSeq and is a predicted model, not a curated record.